Messenger RNA from Mobula hypostoma (lesser devil ray), 1536 nucleotides. RefSeq names its product Yip1 interacting factor homolog A (S. cerevisiae) (gene yif1a). Lineage: Eukaryota; Metazoa; Chordata; Chondrichthyes; Myliobatiformes; Myliobatidae. The record is from RefSeq and is a predicted model, not a curated record. Bases 83 to 970 code for a protein of 295 amino acids. Gene Ontology annotation, biological process: endoplasmic reticulum to Golgi vesicle-mediated transport. Gene Ontology annotation, cellular component: endoplasmic reticulum-Golgi intermediate compartment; endoplasmic reticulum membrane; Golgi membrane. The transcript has 8 exons.
GCAGGGGCGGGAGCUAGCGCAGGAGGGUGAGGUUUGGUUGAGCGGUCGCAGCCGGGACUGGGGGCGCAGGUUGACGGCGGAUAUGGCUCUGCACGGCGCCCACCGGCAGCCUCCCAAGCAGAGGCUGCACGGAUCAAACCCCAACGCGAUGGACCCCAACCAGCUCUUCGACGACACCAGUGCCUCCCAGCCUGCUGGCUACACCGUCCAAGGCAUCGAAAUGGGGCUUCCGAUGAACAACUUCCUGGGCGAGCCCGUGGCCAACGUUGCCAUGGCCUAUGGCACAACGAUAGCCAGCCAAGGGAAAGAUAUGGUUCAUAAAGAGCUGCACAGGUUCGUGUCUGUCAACAAGCUGAAGUAUUUCUUCACAGUCGACACCAGAUACGUCACCCAGAAGCUGAUCCUACUGGUGUUCCCCUACACCCAUCAGAACUGGGAGCUUGGCUAUCACGCAGAAGCUCGCUUGACCCCACGAGAGGAUUACCACGCAAACGCUCCAGACCUCUACAUUCCAACCAUGGCUUUCAUUACCUACAUCCUGCUGACGGGGGUGGCCCUGGGCGUGCAAAAGAGGUUCACCCCUGAGGUGUUGGGUAUGUGCGCCAGCACCGCUCUCGUGUGGAUCAUUAUCGAGGUUCUGGCUCUUCUGCUUGCCUUCUACCUGAUUUCAGUGCACACAGAUCUCACCACCUUUGACCUUAUUGCAUACAGUGGGUACAAGUAUGUCGGGAUAAUAAUCACCAUUCUCAGUGGCUUGUUAUUUGGGCGAGAUGCGUACUAUGUUGCGUUAGCCUGGACGUCCUGCGCGAUCAUGUUCUUCUUAGUCCGCUCCCUCAGAAUGAAGGUGCUGUCCUCGUCGGGCAUGUCCGCGAACUACAGCUCCAGGAACCGGCUCAGGAUGUACGUCACCCUGGCCCUCGCCGGCUUUCAGCCCCUCAUCAUCUACUGGCUGACCGUCCACCUGGUUUGAUGGGUAGGGUGACCCUUCCUAUUCCACGGCGCGAGAUUGGACUUCUCCUCCCUGGAAGCAUUGAUGCCAGAUGUUUUAACGAUUGAAUUGUUUUUAGUUUUUCCUUGGCCAAAGGCAAUCAUAGUGUGUACUUCAGUAAGUAUCCUGACUGUGACCUCACCGUAGAGAGCCUUGUUGUAGGUGUGGACCGUCCCGUCAAUGACAACGGAGUGGGAAUUGCUGUGCCUAGGACAGGGACGGGGUAUUGUUGGUGAAUCCCGUGAAGAACCAAGGGAAUAGCAGAAGUAUCGCUGACCUCCUCCGGACUUGGUCCACGAGCUGCUCUCGGAUCAACAGCUGGAAGCCGUGGAGUGUCACCUACCUGUUAGGACACUCUUCCAGCUCCCCCAGCCACAGAUUCUUCGCCGUCGACCUGAGCCCAUUGCUUCCCGGCGAGAGGACUGGAAAACAUGACCACGCCCCUGCAUCGGCAUAUUGCACCCGGACAAUAUUGGUGCCGGUUUUCGGUCGUGAAUUUUCAAAGGCUGACAAAUACAUCUUGGUUUUAAGUCAUCUGCGUCUCAGUC